Gastrolobium bilobum is the source of this 1443-nucleotide messenger RNA. RefSeq lists its product as uncharacterized. The record is from RefSeq and is a predicted model, not a curated record. The coding region runs from base 293 to 1138 and encodes 281 amino acids. Gene Ontology annotation, molecular function: ubiquitin binding. The transcript has 5 exons. NCBI's taxonomy places the organism in Eukaryota, Viridiplantae, Streptophyta, Magnoliopsida, Fabales, Fabaceae.
AAUCUGAACCCCACCACCACCACCACCAUCUUCACACCAUCCUUCAUCAAACCCUGGUCCUUAUUAAUAUAUUAUUCAACAUCUCACCAAACAAAUAGUAACUCCAUUCAUCCAAAAGCCAAAAAAUUGACACAAAACAAAACAGAGCCUUGAACUAACACAAAAUUACAUAACUUGUAUAUGUGGGGGCUCUGUUCUCAUACCUAGUUUCGUACAAAGACACAUAAUAUUGUCUGGUUUAUAACAGUGCUAGGUUUGUAUUGUUGGGUAGAGUGAAAGGGUUAAGGUGGCCAUGUCUGCUGGGGUUUGUGGUAAGAGGGUAGGCUAUGAAGAGAUCUUUGGAUCUUCUUCUCCGCCGCAGUGUUCUUCUGUCAAGAAAUCCAGAAGAUCUAGUUAUGGUUCUCCGAACCGAUCUGAAAUCGGUUUUGCCUCUGACAAUUCUGUCUCAGUAUUGCUUCAAAUGUUCCCUGCUUUAGACCCUGAGGUUGUGGAAAGAGUCUUUAGGAAUAAAAAUUGUAAGAUUGAAGAUGCCAUUGAGUGCUUGGGUGCACUUUCUUCCGGAGACAUUCACGGAUUUGGAAGAGACAAAUCUCAAAACACUGAUUCUGCUGUGAGUGGCAAUUAUUGCGGUGUCAUUUUGGAUCAAAAUCAAGCUACAUGUAGUGGAAUGCGGGAGGAGACAAUCGAAGGGAAAAAUUGUGUCAAUUCAACACCUAGUUGUGGAUUUUCUCAAGAUGGGAUGAAUUGGGUAGAUUUAUUUGUGAAUGAGAUGAUGAAUGCAACAGACCUUGAUGAUGCUAGAGGACGUGCUGCCAAACUUUUAGAGGCUUUUGAACAAUGUAUAAGUGUGCAAGCAAGAGUGUCAGAGGAGAUGAAGCAUGCUUCUCUGAAGGAACAUUUGCAGAACCUGUUAAAUGACAACCAAAUUUUGAAAAAAGCAGUUGCCAUCCAACAUGAACGCAGUUUAGAGCAAGAGGAGAAAACAAAGGGAGUGCAGCAUCUUAAGAAUGUCCUAAACCAGUACCAAGAAAAAGUACAAAGCUUAGAGCUGAACAAUUACGCAUUGAAGGUCCAUCUCCAGAGGGCUCAAGAAAGUAGCUCUAUUUCUGGGAAAUUUCUCCCUCCAGACAUAUUUUAGGUUUUUUUUUUCUAAGUCCAUCACAAUUUGAAGGGUUUUGAGGCGUGUCUGGAUGCUUGGAUGUGCUCAUUUUCGUGCCUUCGUUUUAAGGGAGCUAAUAUGCGUUUUUCUUAUAUAUGAUAUGAUGUUGAUAGGUAAUUCUUAUAUUUUACGCACACUUGUAUUGUAGUAUAUGUUUAGUUUUUGGAGGGGGGAGGGUAAAGGUAAAUCGAAGCCUCACUGAACCUCGAGUCUGUUAUUCUUGCCGACUUUUUUUAUUUAUUUAAAAUUGUCGAUAUAAAGGCUGUAUAAAUUAUGGUGCAAUU